Bipolaris maydis ATCC 48331 is the source of this 456-nucleotide messenger RNA. RefSeq lists its product as uncharacterized. The record is from RefSeq and is a predicted model, not a curated record. NCBI's taxonomy places the organism in Eukaryota, Fungi, Ascomycota, Dothideomycetes, Pleosporales, Pleosporaceae.
AUGGCUGCCAAUGCUAUUGGUCGUUCUUUGUUGAUCCAAGGAAACCGUGCGGGGCCCGAGCUUGCCCGGACUGUCAAGUUUCCUUCACUGAUUAAGGCUGAGCAUGGCUACGAUUUAAAUAGCGUAGACCGCGACGGUAUAUAUCGAGCGUACCAUGCAUAUGGUCGAGUCUUGGAUGCGGCGCGGCUCGGUCGUACCCAGAUUAAUGCCUACCUAGAGGCCUUAGAGGGUGCUGUAGCUGCUGGAGCAUACACUGAAGAACAGCUGGCAAAAGACCGACUCAACUACCAGCAGGAAGCGAAGGUGGUCUCGACUGAAAGACUCACUCGCAGACAAUUCUUGCUAGGUCACUUACGGAUUCUUGCGGAGCCUGUUGACAUUUUUAAGAAGUUGAAGUUCUCCAUGCAAAUAUCCGCCGUCUACAAUUGCCAUGCGUUCAUUUUCAAUACAUCUUAG